CUCGAUCAAGGAUUCAGUUGAGCUGUAUUUCCGUAUGCAUUGCCAGUAUUUGGCCAAUGAUUCGCUGAUACCGUACGACCGGUAUGACGAGCUCCGGGCGCCACAAACACAAUAUGAUUUAGUCAUAUAUCUGAUUCAAUACAUCACUCAAUGGUCACCACCCGAUACCCUCCUCAAUGACCAGACGUACAAAAACUUCAUAAAGACUGCCGAAGAGUUGGCUCUCGCUGUGAAUGACUACAUGAAUGUAAUCUCAAAGUUAGGCACAAAUACCAUCACAAAUGGCAUCAUUUCAUACGCCUAUUCCAAGGGGUGUAGUAUGCAGUCAGCCAUAGACUACUACUACGAUUACAUUAAGCGUAUGGACAGCGAGUUGCAUACAAUGCGGGCCACUAUUAUGGCGGACUCGGAAUACCGGUCCGAUUCACUGGACGAGUACUUGGAGUCCGUAAUGAAUGUCAGUUUCGGCUUAUAUUCGGCUUUCUAUAAGUGGUUUAACAUUGAAGUGAGCGAUGGAUACUUCUGGAGCCCAAAGUGGAACCAAUUCAUUGAUAGUGUGAUUGCAAACAAAGACAUCACGACAAACCACCACGAUUUUUGA
Messenger RNA from Oppiella nova, 601 nucleotides. The record is from the annotation of a GenBank genome assembly. Lineage: Eukaryota; Metazoa; Arthropoda; Arachnida; Sarcoptiformes; Oppiidae.